Puccinia graminis f. sp. tritici CRL 75-36-700-3 is the source of this 1763-nucleotide messenger RNA. RefSeq lists its product as uncharacterized. The transcript has 4 exons. The record is from RefSeq and is a predicted model, not a curated record. NCBI's taxonomy places the organism in Eukaryota, Fungi, Basidiomycota, Pucciniomycetes, Pucciniales, Pucciniaceae. Bases 1 to 1572 code for a protein of 523 amino acids.
AUGUCCGCAAAGCCCGGGACAUGUUUUUCCCACCUAAAGGCACCCAGCUUCCACACCAAUUCCGACAUGGCGGUUCAUACACAGGCUCUGCGGGCAGCCAGUCUGCAACCAAACGACCUGUUCAACUUUUGGAAGCAGAGCUUAAUUUCCCAUGAUGCCGCUCGAUUUAGGAUAGCAAUGCCUAACAUCUUGGAUCUCCCGUGGCACGUGUUCGAGGUCAUCUACAAAAAUCUCACCAAAGAUGGCGAUUUCUCCUGGCCAAUGUUCUCCAAUCAACCCCAGAGCGCUCCCGGCACAAGGAGCACGACGGGAAAGUUGAGACUGGUCUGUCGUCAAUGGGCAGAUUGGCUAUAUGUACAUCAUCUUUAUCGCACGAUGACCUUCGAAAGUGCUUCCCGAGCGAUGCGUUUCAUCGUCAACCAAAUCACCAGGCGUUCAAAGAGCCUUCCGCGUGCUAGAUGUCAACACCUGCAGGUCCUCGGCAUCCUAACUUGGGGCCCUGCACCACCUCAUCAAGGAUCACAACGCUCAAGCGGAUUCUCUCUAGCAUCGCGCAGGAAACCCGAAGAUACGAUCACUUUCGAAAUCUUGGAAGCCCUAGUCGAGCUGUUCUCCGACACGAUCGUCGAGCUCAAUCUGCGGUUUUGGAACGUAAUGUCGCUUCCACCACGAACGAUCGGGACGAUAGGGCGAAUCGAGAACCUGCGCGCCUUGAGACUCGGCCACGAGUUACCAGAAGUGGCUCCAGCUGCACCCCAGCCAAGGCUCUUUCCGCUUUACCACGAUAGUGAUGACGAGGACAUUGAAGAAGCAAUACUCCAGCAUAAUGCGCGACUCGACAUGGACGAAAUGUUUGGCGGUGGUGACCGACCUCCAACGGACAUGGAUCCUGUCAAGUCCAAAAUCGAUUCUGAUUGUUUCAAGUCGUUGAUACUAGCCACUCGAAAGUUGCAAUCACUCGAUAUAACUGAUUUGGAUCCAAUUUGUCUACCCAAGCCGAUUAAAUCCACGCUCUGUAGCCACCAUGUCCCGACAAUCACUCAACUCGAAGUUAGCCUAGAGGGACAGAGUCUAUCUAGACUCAUAGAUCUUUCUAUUAUGCUCAAAGGCACUUUGAACGUGCUUUCCCUACAGGAUCGCUGGCAAGGCAAUCACAGUCGAAACCUUGUACCCGUGUUUGAAAACCUCAGAGAAAAUCUUGAAGGCCUCUUUGUUACUGACGAAAAGAUCCUGAAACCGGUGAUGAAACUCAAAUUUCCGAAAUUACGUGUCUUCAAAACGAUCUUCUGGGAUGGCCAUAUUUCUAACCUUUUGGAGAAGCCAAUGAUAGCCUCCUCCCCCAUCGAGGUUCUUGCCCUUCAAUCAGAGGUCGUCGAUCGUAAACCGAAAGGAAAAUUCCGCGUCAAUCCGUUUUUGAACCUGCCCACUUUGAGACGACUAGUAUUCUGUGAAGUUCGUCCUGGUUAUUCGCCCCCUCCAGCAUACAUCAAGGCUUGUAAUGCUCGUCGCGUGAAAUGCGUUUAUCUGAGCCCCAGUGAUAGCGAGGAUGUGUCUUUGAUCAUGAAAUUAUGAAUUGAAUAUCUUGCGUGUUAUUUGGUAGCAACGUGGGAUUCCAUCUGCCGCUAGAUGAGACGUCAAAUCAAGUAUAUCGUCCUCCAAAAAGCAAGACCGAUGUCUAUCUAUUGAAUGUACAUCUGCUAUUUACCUAUUUACCCGUCAAAAAAAAAAAACUGAUGCCCGUCUAUUGAAUGCACAUCUGUUUU